AUGCUUCCAAAGGUGGUCAUUCCCCUUCUGGUCGUCCUGAUCGCCCUUCUGACCCCAACCGUCGCUCAGUUCCGAUGCAGAACGAACGCCGAUUGUCCGGCAGCUUUCCCGUACUGUAGAGGCGGCUGGUGCGAGAGGCGUCUGCCGGAACCACCUCGGGGUGCUCCCCCCAAGGUUCCUUGGUACCAGAACUUCCCUUGGAACAAGAAGCCCCUUCCUCCUCCCGGUCCAUCCCAUCCAUUCACUAUGCGGCCAAGACCAGACAAGGUUUUUUUUUUCGGGACGUAUUUCAACUUCCAAGGGCGGUGCAAAGAGUGGAUGCUUGCUAGUUUGAUGAAACAUUUUUGAUCAGUGCCUAAAAGCAGGAAUUUCAAGUUGGCGCCGAAAACACCUCCCUCUCUUAUCAAGAAAAAUGGGUUGAUAUCUUUAAAAAAAGACGAUUUUAUUCAACUUAAACUAAAGUGUGAUCAGGAUGUCCUAAAAAGGUCCUUCUCCGCUGAGUUUCCUAAAGUUAUCAGCCUCACUUCCCUUUCUAUAAAUUCUAUUAAGUGAUCACAAAAACCAAUUUCAGGAAUGCGACCAAGAUUACCAGUGCCCGGUCUGGCGUCCACGCUGCGUCAAUAAUAAAUGCGUACCACGUCAGAGAUCGAAAAGCUUCCCUUGAAUUAUUUUCGGUAGAAGUAUGAAAAUUGAUAAAGAUCGUUACUACAAAUCCAUUAUACUUUGUUCACAUGAAAAGAUAUAAAAUAGUAAAGUUAAUCCUUCCUCAUUCAAAAGGCGAGAUGAACAGAUCGGCCGAAACUGUGAAUGUACUAACUUCAAAAUUUGGUGGCUUAAAGAUUUAAAUUAGGGUAGUUCAAAACAGGAUUCAUAAUCUGCUAAAACUUAAAAGAUACCGAGAAAAAGCUUGUUGAAAAUGGACAUUUUAGACCUGAAAAUUAUCAAAUUUCAGCUUUUUUCCAAAUUUUUUCCAAGCCUAACUGCCCAUUUUUGAGAAGAUUUUUUUUUUGAUACUUUGGACGUGGACAUGGGCGCGACUUUUUUGCGGGGAUCUGAGGUCAAACACGUGCCAUCAUUUUUGAAUAUCUCUUUUUUUCAGAGCUGUUCUCAAGUCGGGGCGACCCUGGCCGAGGCCGCCCCGACCCGACCGCGACGCGCCCCUGA
Messenger RNA from Caenorhabditis auriculariae, 1164 nucleotides. The record is from the annotation of a GenBank genome assembly. Lineage: Eukaryota; Metazoa; Nematoda; Chromadorea; Rhabditida; Rhabditidae.